AUGCCCGUCGUUUGUCGCCACGUGGCGCCGCUCCUUCUGUGCGGUCUCGUGGCUCUGCUCUACCGCCACCCCGUCUCUUCCGAGCCACUGCACAGCGUGUCCUUCAAGCCUCCGUUCGAGCUCAUCAACGAGGGGAAUCGUCGCAUUGUCAACACCACGUGGUCGCACGGCGGCAGCGCGGAUGUGAAGAAGCACUUUGUGCGCCUCACGACCGACCGCCAGAGCAAACGCGGCUAUUUGUGGCAAAAAGAGCCCGUGCAGCACGACGAGUUGUCGGCUAUUCUGACGUUCCGCAUCUCUGGCCAAGGCAAGCGCUGGUUUGGCGACGGUAUCGGGCUCUGGGUUACCGAUCAAGCGGUCCAUGCUCCUGGCGUGAACCACGGGUUUACCGAUAAGUAUACCGGUAUUGGCAUCGUGAUUGACACGUUUGUCAACUCGGAGCACACGGGCGGACAUAAAGACAUUAGCGUCUUUGUGAACGACGGGACGAAGAGCUACGAUCAAAUGUACGAUGAGACGCGCGUUGGGUGCAAUGCAGCUGUGCGGUACCAUGAACAGAGUGCGAAGUUUAACCCGGCGCACAGUAUCUCACGGAUCAAAGUACGGAUCGACAAGACCCGAUUGAUUGUUGAAGUCGAUGAGCACGCUUCCGGUGUGUGGGUGGCUUGUCACGAGAUGACGCUGCCGCUCCGAGCUGAUUGGCUGCAAUCGUCCACGAUCGGCAUCACGGCGUCGACAGGGGCACUGGCUGAUAAUCACGAUAUCAUCCGCUUUGACGCGUACUCGGAGUUCCAGGACGCGAUGAUUGGAGCCGUGGACUCGGAAGCGGUGAUGAACUCGAUGUCGCAGGACUACAAGAGAUGGAUCGACUCGCCCCUGUGCGACACGAACUGUCUCGUGUCGCUCUUGCAAAAGGAGAUGUCGAACUUUCGCAUUGAUGCCGAGCACCGGUUCUCGGAUCUGAAAGAGAAGACGGAGAACACGGUCGCGAAGCUCAAGAAGCAAGAGGCAGAGAACGAGCGUCGCGUGCGCGAGAUCGAGCUCAAGGUACGCAAUGGCAUUGACACGUCGCUCGAGUAUACGAAGAAGGCGCUUGCGAACGAGGUGCAGGAAAAGAUCACGAAGCAAUUGGAGGAGAACCCGGACAUUGCCAGUGGCGGCUGGAAAACGCCAUUCGCGCUGCUGCUCAUCGGAUUGGCAGCUGGGGCUGCGUACGUGUACCGCAAGUACCAGUCUCUCAUGAAGUCGCACUUGCUAUAG
Molecule: messenger RNA, 1260 nt
Organism: Peronospora matthiolae
Lineage: Eukaryota; Oomycota; Peronosporomycetes; Peronosporales; Peronosporaceae
Source: the annotation of a GenBank genome assembly